AUGCCUCAUAGCCUGGCACGAGUCUGUUCUACGAGCAGCAUCGCAUCAUUCAGCAGCGCCAGCAACAGCGAUCGUCGCCCGUUCAUUCUGCCAAGCGCCUCGACGAGUCGUCUCUUUCUGUUUUCCUUUUCCGUCCUUAGCGUCUUCACAGAGAUUUACAGGGAUUUUGAUUACCAGCUGGCACUGGACCCUGAGAAGGAGGUUCGGCUCGAACCAGACGCCGAGGCUGUUGAGGAGAUUCUAGAAGAUGACGUGGAGGAUGCGGAGAAGAAACGCGAAACUACGCGGAAUGAGCGACGAGGGGAAGCGGAGACGGCAAGGGAGACUGGUGGGAGGGAAGGUGGAGAAGAGGAGGGGGAAGAGGAGGAAGGGGAGGAAGAGGAGGGUUGGGAAAGGGAGGAGCAUCUGACGAUCGGUGACAUCAUGAACCGAGCAAUCGCGGAGCAAGCAUUCCCGGGAGGAGCGGUGGCCUUUGGCUCAUUCGAGGGCCCUGUUUUCCACGCCCCCUUCGGCACAUAUACCUAUGAUUGCAACAGACCCAUCACCUCCGACUCUCUUUGGGACCUGGCCUCUCUCACCAAGAUCAUGGCCACUGUUCCUGCUGCAAUGAUCCUCUACGAGAAGGGUCUGCUGGACUUACAAGCCCCAGUGCAUCGAUACCUACCAGCAUUCGGAGCAAACGGCAAGCACGUGGUGACAAUAGAGAUGCUGCUGACUCACACCGCUGGGCUGAGGGAGUUCCACCCCUUCUUCUCCCUGCAGCUCUCCACUCGCCAGCAGGUGAUUGACUUUAUCAUGGCAGACCAUCUCUGGUACCCCCCUAUAGUCACAACUCGCUACAGCGACCUCUCCAUGAUCGUCCUCGCGCUCGUCAUCGAGCGAAUCACAGGCUGCCACCUCAGCACGUUCGUCCACCGGGAGAUCUUCAGCCGGCUGGGCAUGACUAGCACGGCGUUCCGACCAAUCCCAGGGCAGCAUGGCGGCGCGUUCCGACCAAUCGGGAAUGCAGGAGUUGAUCCCCAUGUGGUGCCCACAGAGGUGGACUCAUUGCAUCGCAAGAAGCUGCUGUGGGGGGAAGUGCACGACCCAACGGCAUGGAUCAUGGGGGGCGUGGCAGGCCAUGCAGGCCUCUUCUCAACCAUCAUUGAUGUCACCAAGUUCGCUCGCUGCAUGCUAGCAGGGGGCACGGACCCAACCACGGGGCAUCAGCUCGUGUCAUCGCGCACUCUUCGCCUCUUUACCACUCCGCCCCCUCCUUCUGACCACAACCCUCGACCCUUUGCCCUCGGGUGGGACGUGGCAAGCAGAAGGGGCAAGGAUGGGUACACAUCAGCGGGUAGAUUUAUGGGGCCGCGCACCUUUGGUCAUACGGGCUUUACUGGGACUUCAUUGUGGAUAGACCCAGAUCGCAACACUUUUGUGGCUCUGCUCUCCAAUGCCGUGCAUCCCUCCGUGGACACCCCAACGGCCCUCACUGUUCGCAACGUGCGCCCUCUUGUUGCCAAUGCUGCUGUCACCACGCUCGGUCAACUGGGCCUUCCCCGGCGCACUCUCACCUGGCACCUGGGCUCGCAGACAGGCACACAAACAGGCACACAGACUGGUGUCGAGACAGGCGCAGAGACAGGCACACAUAGAGGUGUUGAGAGUGGUGUUGAGGAUGGUGUUGAGAGUGGUGUUGAGGAUGGUGUUGAGGAUGGUGUUGAGGAUGGUGUUGAGGAUUCUCAAGGCAGGAGGGUGGGAGCAGCAGCACCAAGGGGAGCACAACCAAGGGGAGGCAGGCUGGCAGCAAAGCCAUCUCUGUCUCAGCACCACCAAGGGGAGGAGGGUCAGCACGGAGAACCGCUUUCCCCUCAGAAGGUGCGGGCUACCCAGCAGCAGACCCAGCAGUGCAGACAUGCCCUGCCACAGCCAUGCCGACCGGCUGUAGGUUGUGCAACAGCAGGGGCGUGCGAGACAGCAGGGGCGUGCGAGACUGCAGGGGCGUGCGAGACUGCAGGGGCGUGCGAGACUGCAGGGGCGUGCGAGACUGCAGGGGCGUGCGAGACUGCAGGGGCGUGCGAGGCAGCAGGGGCGUGCGAGGCAACAGGGGCGUGCGAGGCAAUAGAUGGGUUCGAAACUGGUUGCACAUGUGGUGGAGCAACAGAGACAUGCAUCCUAGAUGUGAGGCAGGUAGAUGUGAGGCAGGUAGAUGUGAGGCAGGUGGGGCAGGUGGAUGUGAGGCAGGUGAAGCAUGUGAGGCAGGUGGGGCAUGUGAGGCAGGUGGGGCAUGUGCGGCAAGAGGAAACACAGAUGAGCGUUGUAUCGGUCUAA
Messenger RNA from Closterium sp. Yama58-4, 2313 nucleotides. The record is from the annotation of a GenBank genome assembly. Lineage: Eukaryota; Viridiplantae; Streptophyta; Zygnematophyceae; Desmidiales; Closteriaceae.